Otolemur garnettii (small-eared galago) is the source of this 1852-nucleotide messenger RNA. RefSeq names its product neuralized E3 ubiquitin protein ligase 1B (gene NEURL1B). Bases 141 to 1808 code for a protein of 555 amino acids. The transcript is spliced from 5 exons. Gene Ontology annotation, cellular component: early endosome. The record is from RefSeq and is a predicted model, not a curated record. Lineage: Eukaryota; Metazoa; Chordata; Mammalia; Primates; Galagidae. Gene Ontology annotation, molecular function: ubiquitin protein ligase activity. Gene Ontology annotation, biological process: ubiquitin-dependent endocytosis.
GCCCCAGCUGCCGCCCGCCCGCUAGUCUGUGCAGCGGCUAUGCCCGGAGCCUCGACCCCAGCCCCGGUCCCCGGCCCGCCGCGUAAUUAGCCUACGCGCGCCCAGAGCGCGCCGCCGCCAACGCCGCGCCCGGCGCGGAGAUGGGCAACACGGUGCACAGGACCCUGCCAGACUCCAGCCCUCCCGCGCGCCUCCUGGCCACCCGGCCAUGCUGCGGUCCUGGUCCAGAGCGGCGCCAGGUUCUUGGCGAGGCGCCGCGCUUCCACACGCAGGCCAAGGGCAAGAACGUGCGCCUGGACGGCCACUCCCGCCGGGCCACGCGGCGCAACAGCUUCUGCAAUGGCGUCACCUUCACGCAGCGGCCUAUCCGGCUGUACGAGCAGGUGCGGCUACGCCUAGUGGCGGUGCGCCCUGGCUGGAGUGGCGCUCUACGCUUUGGCUUCACAGCUCACGAUCCGUCGCUCAUGAGUGCUCAGGACAUCCCCAAGUACGCCUGCCCGGAUCUGGUCACGCGGCCUGGCUACUGGGCCAAGGCGCUGCCUGAGAACCUAGCGCUGCGCGACACUGUGUUGGCCUACUGGGCAGAUCGCCACGGCCGCGUCUUCUACACCGUCAAUGACGGAGAGCCGGUGCUCUUCCACUGUGGCGUGGCUGUGGGCGGCCCGCUCUGGGCGCUCAUCGACGUCUACGGCAUCACAGACGAGGUGCAGCUCCUCGAGAGCGCCUUCGCCGACACGCUGACGUCCACGCGCCUCAGCCAGGCCCGGUUCAGCACCUGCCCAUCGCCCAGCAGCCACGACGCCGCCAACUUCGACAACAACGAGCUCGAGAACAACCAGGUGGUGGCCAAGCUGGGCCACCUGGCGCUGGGCCGUGCUCCGGGCCCGCUGCCCGCCGACGUCGCGGCUGCGGCCAUCCCGUGCGGGCCCCGCGACCGCCCGCGGCCCGCGUCAUCGCCGGCGCUGCUGGAGGCCGACCUGCGCUUCCACGCGACGCGCGGGCCCGACGUGAGCCUGUCGGCAGACCGCAAAGUGGCCUGCGCGCCGCGGCCCGACGGCGGCCGCACGCUCGUCUUCUCCGAGCGCCCGCUGCGGCCCGGCGAGAGCCUCUUCGUGGAGGUGGGUCGUCCAGGGCUGGCGGCGCCCGGGGCGCUGGCCUUCGGCAUCACGUCCUGCGACCCGGGCGGGCUGCGGCCCAACGAGCUGCCCGCUGACCCCGACGCGCUGCUCGACCGCAAGGAGUACUGGGUGGUGGCGCGCGCGGGGCCCGUACCGGCCGGCGGCGACGCGCUCAGCUUCACGCUGCGGCCCGGCGGCGACGUGCUCCUGGGCGUCAACGGGCGCCCGCGCGGCCGCCUGCUGUGCGUCGACACUACGCAGGCGCUCUGGGCCUUCUUUGCGGUGCGCGGCGGCGCGGCAGGCCAGCUGCGCCUCCUAGGUACCCUGCAGUCCAGUCCCACGACCACGACUCCUUCAGGGUCCCUCAGUGGCUCCCAAGAUGACAGUGAUUCAGACAUGACCUUCAGUGUCAACCAGUCCUCCUCGGCAUCUGAGUCAUCCCUGGUGACAGCCCCCAGCUCCCCACUGAGCCCCCCAGUGUCUCCCGUGUUCUCCCCACCGGAGCCAGCAGGCAGCAAGAAUGGCGAGUGCACGGUGUGCUUCGAUGGCGAGGUGGACACAGUCAUCUACACGUGUGGACACAUGUGCUUGUGCCACAGCUGUGGUCUGCGGCUCAAGCGGCAAGCUCGUGCCUGCUGCCCCAUCUGUCGGCGGCCCAUCAAGGACGUCAUUAAGAUCUACAGGCCAUAGCCGGGCCUGCCCACAGGCCUUGGCCAGAGCAGGGUCACCUUUCU